Messenger RNA from Sorex araneus (European shrew), 1876 nucleotides. RefSeq names its product interleukin 17 receptor E like (gene IL17REL). Gene Ontology annotation, molecular function: interleukin-17 receptor activity. The coding region runs from base 36 to 1487 and encodes 483 amino acids. NCBI's taxonomy places the organism in Eukaryota, Metazoa, Chordata, Mammalia, Eulipotyphla, Soricidae. The record is from RefSeq and is a predicted model, not a curated record. The transcript has 15 exons.
ACUUGCGUCCCAACAAGCAUCUCACCACCUGCGCGAUGCCGGCCGCGUGGGCGCUCGCCCUCCUCUGUGCCGCCUGGAGCGGCCGGGGCCUGGGCCUGCCGCGCGCGGCCACCUGCGGCGCCUCCUGCUCCCAGGGCCUCGCCUGCAGGAGCCGCAGCAGCCGGCCCGUCCUCAGAGACGUCUGCCGGCCGCCCCCCGUGUCCAUGCCUGUGGGGGUCCUGGGAGGCCUGACGCUGUCCACAGCUCUGCAGUGUGUCCCCCCGGGGGGCUGCGCCCUGCGCCUGCGUGUCCAGGCCACCGUCUCGCUGCACGGAAGCCUGCGGGGCCUGAAGGCCUGCUCCUCGAGCCUGGAGACCCAGGAGACACAGUGUCAGGCCGUGCGGCUGCCCAAGGCCACCCACUCGCAGGGGGCAGGGCAGCAGCUUCAGGUGCACUUUGAGUGCUUCGAGGCCAGCGUGGGCCAGACCCUGCAUGUCACCCUGAGGACUAUCCCCCACUUCUGCGGGGUCCAGCUGGCCCACGAGUACCGCGUGGCAGACUGCUCGGACGAGGACGUCAGGAGGCACGCCCGCGAGUGCUUGGCCAGGAAGCUCACCUGGCAGGUGGACCGCAGCCGCCAGGCCGUCCUGGUGCAGGUGCCCGAGGCCCCCGGAGGCUCCGACUACUACGUGCGGCUCUGUCGCAAGUGGUUCACCUGCCAGGACGUAGUUGGGCCACUGCAGGUCCCCGCGAACAGGAUUUCCCGGGCAGUGUCGCUGCCUUACACCCAAGCGCUGCCGUGCCUGUGCCUUGAGGGCUGGCCUGCGACCCCCGACGCCGUGCGCGUCCAGAUCUGCCCCUUUGAAAAUGACACAGACGCGUUGUGGGACGCCAUCCACUUCCACCCCGUGAGCCGGGCACUGAGCUGGGAGCCCUCCUGUCCCGUGAGUGGCCACGUGAGCCUGUGCUGGCGCCCAGGGCCGGGAACCGAGUGCCGAGAGCUGGAGAAGUCGCAGCGGCCAGCGCAUGGCAGAGUGCAGUAUCCCCAGGUGGACCCACAGCCCCAGCUCUGCCUGCAGUUCUCCACCACGCUGGGCUCUCACCUGCGGUGCCCGUUCCUGGGGUGGCCUGGCCCAGCCUGGAAGAUGACCGUCCAGCCUGCGCCCUCUGGGGGUCUCCUGCGGGUCACCUUCCUCUCUCCCGGCCCUGCCUGCUUCCAGGUGCGCCUGUGUCGCAGGGGCGCCCCCACCUGCCACCGGGUGGUCCCCACCAUCCCGGUGGACCCUGCAGCAGAGCCCUGGGUGGCCUUCGCCGACCUUCCUGGAGAGGAGCUGUGUGAGGCUGACACCUGCGUCCAGGGCUGGAGGACCGACCUGCUCUUCUCUGCCCCCCAGCAGCUGUGCGACCCGCCCUGCUGUGAGUGCCUGGCCAGGACGGGCACCGGGGGCGGGAGGAGGCCAAGGCGGACCCCCCUCUGCUCCGAGCCUGGCGAGCCUGUGGCCGGCUGAGGCAGCCCCCCUGCCCCGCCCCAGCUCCCACCGCAGGGGCAGCAGCCUGAGGCGCCAGAACACGGCUGGUCUCCGCGGUGCGGCCGAGUGGGGAUCCCACCCAGAGCUGGCGGAAACCCCCACCAGGACCGCCAGGCCUGGGCAUCAUGGCGGCCGCUGACCCGGGCAGGGCGCGGGGGGCAGGCGUGGGCAGGAAGGACCCGGAACUGGGAGAUGGGGGCCAGCUGCCCCUGUCCUGCCUCUGCUGGGCCCAGGCUCCCCUGGACACCUGUGGUCACAGCCCCACCCCUGGCCUGGCCACAGCUUUGCCCGGCUCUGGGGCACCGGGUGAGCGACCUCGGGGUCUCCACCUCAGCGCUGUGGCUGACAGGCGAUGGGCAUGGCCUCGC